Molecule: messenger RNA, 1111 nt
Organism: Drosophila obscura
Lineage: Eukaryota; Metazoa; Arthropoda; Insecta; Diptera; Drosophilidae
Product: putative phosphatidate phosphatase
Exons: 1
Coding region: 185-1111 (308 amino acids)
Biological process (GO): phospholipid metabolic process; phospholipid dephosphorylation; signal transduction
Molecular function (GO): phosphatidate phosphatase activity
Source: RefSeq, a predicted model, not a curated record
ACAAGUUUUUUGUGGUGCCUCGAACUAACCGCCAACAUCGUCGGACCGAUCGGACCGAUUGGACCGAUGAAAAUGCAAAUGAGCGGUGGUCAGCGCUGAAAGAACUCGCAGCUUGAACCCAUCCCAGCACGGUCCAAGCAUCCAAGCAUCCAACCGAUCCAUUCAUCCGUUCUUCAGUGUGAAAAUGUGCGGCAAUCCGAAUACGCGUCUGCUCUCGCGGCUCAUCAUCGAUUUCCUCAUCCUGCUGGGUGUCUAUGGUGCGGCACUGGUGGUCCUGCCCCAGCAGCUGGCCACAGCACAGCGGGGCUUCCACUGCAGCGACCCCAGCCUCCGCUACCCGUAUCGCCAGCCCUGGCUGACCAAGGUCCAUCUGACGAUCGCCGUAGUGGCAUUGCCCGCUGCCUUCGUGCUCGUCGUGGAGAUGCUGCGAGCCGCCUUCGUGCCCAAUGCGGCCGAGCUGAAGCAGCGAUUCGUCUUCGUGGGCGCACGGAUACCGAGCUUCAUCAGCGAGUGCUACAAGAUCAUCGGGGUGUAUCUGUUCGGCCUGGGGCUGACGCUGCUCGUCAUACGGCUGACCAAGUACUCGACCGGACGUCUGCGUCCGUAUUUCUUCGACGUGUGCCAGCCCACCUGGGGCGAGGAGGGUUCGCAGAGCUGCGCCGACCCGUCCUCUUUGCCCGAAAACUACACUUCACGCUACAUCGAGGACUUUGGCUGCACAGAGUUUGCCGCUUCGCAGGAUCUGCUCGCGCUGGUGCGCCACUCCUUUCCCAGUGGCUUUGUGACCUCCACCUGCUAUGCCAUGGCAUUCCUGGUCUUCUAUGCCCAGGCCAGGCUCUUCGCUUCCUGGCUGAGACUGCUCCGCUCCACGCUCCAGCUGGCCUGUGCAUCGGCGGCUCUCGUCGUGUGCUGGGAGCGCAUCUCCACGUUUCAGAAUCAUCUGUCGGAUGUGGCGGCGGGUGCCGCCUUCGGUGGCCUGCUGGCCUUCUACGUGACUGUGUUUGUGGCCCACCUGUUCGAGGAGGUGCGCGUGAAGCGACGACAGUGGCCCAGGAACGAGCAGAUCUACGGCUAUGCGGGCUACUACAAUCGAGCCACUUAUGGAUAUUGA